UUGUAUUUGCACUUCCUAAUUUAAAUAAUUGCAAAAGUACAAAUACCGCAAAUCUUCAAGAAUCAGCUCCACAUAAAAAUGGCCCGUCAAAUGGUUGUUCUAGCCCUCGUCUUCCUCGCCAUCGCUGGCUUGGCCUCUGCAGACAACGCCCCCACCAGCUCCCCAGCUGCAUCGCCCCGAACAUCGGCUACCCCAUCGGCUGCCCCCGCGAAGGCCGCCCAUGCUCCUGUGGCUUCUUCCCCAGCACCAUCUGCUGAGUCUCAGGAGGAUGAGAGUGCUGAUGUCCCUGCCCCCGAGCUUUCGUCUCCCCCAGCUCCAGCCAGCGAGGCCUCAGCACCCGUCGCUGAUGGACCCGUGGCUGAUGGACCUGUUGCUGAUGCACCCGCCCACAGCGGAGCUGGUGCCGUGAAGAUGUCUGCUGCCGCAGGUGUUGCUGUUAUUGCUGGUGCUUUGUUGUUGUAAAUUUGUUUUCUGACAAAGGGAUUGAACAACCAUGCAUGCAUGUUAUGAUGGAAUUUCAAUUGUUCUAUGAAUAAAAUGACGGUUCUAUAUAUUCGGGUUUCCUUUUUUUCUCUAGUA
Messenger RNA from Daucus carota subsp. sativus, 579 nucleotides. RefSeq names its product classical arabinogalactan protein 11. NCBI's taxonomy places the organism in Eukaryota, Viridiplantae, Streptophyta, Magnoliopsida, Apiales, Apiaceae. The coding region runs from base 79 to 462 and encodes 127 amino acids. The transcript has a single exon. The record is from RefSeq and is a predicted model, not a curated record.